GAUGCGGCUGAAGAUGAGAAGAGUGGAGGAGCAGCAGAGGGAGUAGGAGGCACAGUCUGUAGUAGCAGCUGACAAUAACUCACUGCAACUGGACUCUGACUGAGCAGCACAUGAACCCUCUGUUCACUGUCAUUUUUCCGUUUCUGCGCUUUUUUUUCGUCACUUAUUGUGUGAGCGUGGUGAGCUUCUCGGGGGCGCGCUGUGAGCCAAGUUUGUCUGCGCUGCAAACAGGUUAAAGAGAGGAGGAGGAUAUUUCGCUGCUUGUUUGACUACAUAAAAAAGCUCGUCAAGAUGAUGAUAAUUCUCGCGGAGUUCUUCGUGGUCAUCCUGAAGGUGCUGUGGGCUUUUGUCACCGCCGGGGCGAAGUGGGUUGUGCGGCCCAAGGAGAAGAGCGUGGCGGGACAGGUGUGCGUAAUCACCGGGGCUGGAAGCGGCCUCGGGCGGCUCUUCGCCAAGGAGUUCGCCCGGAGACGAGCGAUACUGGUGUUAUGGGACAUAAACAGCCAAAGCAACGAGGAAACAGCGGAGAUGGUGCGGCAGAUUUACCACGAACUGGACACUCCCAUUACCAAAGACGGACCUGUUGGAGGUGUAGAGGAGGUCCCUCCUUUCCAGCCGCACGUCUACACUUAUGUGUGUGACGUGGGAAAGCGGGAGAGCGUGUAUUCCACAGCUGAGAAGGUGCGCAGAGAAGUGGGAGAGGUGGACAUGCUGAUCAACAAUGCCGGCGUUGUCUCGGGGCAUCACCUCCUGGAGUGUCCUGAUGAGCUGAUCGAGCGCACCAUGGUGGUUAACUGCCACGCACACUUCUGGACCACCAAGGCGUUUCUCCCCAAGAUGCUGGAGCUGAAUCACGGCCACAUUGUGACGGUUGCCAGCUCCCUGGGUUUAUUCAGCACAGCUGGAGUGGAGGAUUACUGCGCCAGUAAGUUUGGUGCCAUCGGGUUCCACGAGUCGCUGAGCCAUGAGCUGAAGGCCUCAGAGAAGGACGGCAUCAACAUGACUCUGGUGUGCCCUUACCUGGUGGACACGGGAAUGUUCAAAGGCUGCAGGAUAAGGAAGGAGAUCGAGCCUUUCCUGCCUCCCCUGAAGCCAGAGUUCUGUGUAAAACAAGCCAUGAGGGCCAUCCUCACCGACCAGCCCAUGAUCUGCACACCACGCAUCGUCUAUAUGGUCAACUUCAUGAAAAGCAUCCUACCCUUCGAGGCCAUCGUUUGCAUGUACCGGUUCCUGGGUGCUGAUAAGUGCAUGUACCCGUUCUUAGCUCAGAGGAAGGAGGCCAUGAACAACAACGAGGCAAAGAAUGGGAUCUAGGGGGCGCUGUUUGUAACCCGAACAGAGGCACAUAAAACCUGCGCGCAUGAGGAAACAACCACUGUGGAGGAAAGACGGAAGAAAGGAAGGAAGGAAGAGGGGAAGGAAGGGGGACUGAAUCUAGACUGGUGCACUUGCAUUGAGCAAGUGCAAAGGUUUACCAUAUUGUUCCUCUGGAACAAAGAAAGCUGUGUACUACACAAAGGAUUUAUUUGACUUUGUCUUUUUUAAGUUUAAAGAAACCAACAUGUAUAUUCUGUCACUAGUUUUGAAAUCAUACAGAAAGGUAUUCAAUAAUUAACUAUUUACGUAAUGUAGUCACCAGCCUUAUUUAGUGUCAUUGUGGAGAUAUACAGUAUGUUACUGUACAAACAGUAAAAAGAAUCACUUAUUUUAUUUUUGUAGACAUGCACUGUAAUUUCUGAUUUAUUUUUCUCUACACUGCCAGCAUUCUCUGUGUAGGGAGGUUCAACACAGCAUAUCAAUUCACCCUUUGUCUCCCCAUGCAGAGGCUCUUUUUUAAGACAAGCUUGUGCCAUUUCAACAAAGCAAGACCAAUAAAAGUUUACCCUAUUCUGUCAUUACAUACUUAAUUUACAGACUUGUAGCAUAUAUGUUUAUAAUGAAGUCUACACAUUCCCAAUGGGACUUUUAAAGGCCAGAUUGAGGCUAAUUAGAUCUUCAAGGUGUAAUGAGACUCGUCCAGUUGAUGGUCCUGUUGUAUUCGGUCUGAAUUGAUGAAAAGUGUGUGAGGGAGUCGAUGUACUGCGUUGAGCGAGCAUGUGUGACGCGUUCAGAAUGUACUGCUUUGUGGGAAACUGAGAGGAAAUGCUUUUUUAUUUCCCUCAUUUAUCUGUUUGUUUUUCGAGAUCUGCGGUGUUUAUAUUGUAAAUUUAUCUGUUACCAAUAUUAUUUGUUAAAAAUAUAACCCCAUGUAGGCGAACCGCUGUCCCAACGCUGGUGUGUUGUUGGGGGAAAUGCAUUAAAGAGACUAAAGAGACUUUAACUCCCGUCUGUCGUCCACCUCGUCCAGUUAAAGUGAAAUGUAAAUGUUCUAUUGUUGUAAUUCCCCAAGUAUCCCAAAUUGACUGUCCCCACCAUAUUUGAUGUUUGCAUAUUUUAUAUACCUUUUGGGACGACAAAGACUUUUU
Molecule: messenger RNA, 2465 nt
Organism: Notolabrus celidotus (New Zealand spotty)
Lineage: Eukaryota; Metazoa; Chordata; Actinopteri; Labriformes; Labridae
Gene: rdh10a
Product: retinol dehydrogenase 10a
Exons: 6
Coding region: 292-1314 (340 amino acids)
Cellular component (GO): lipid droplet
Molecular function (GO): oxidoreductase activity, acting on the CH-OH group of donors, NAD or NADP as acceptor
Source: RefSeq, a predicted model, not a curated record